CCCACCAUUCUUCUUUGAUCUCAAAGUAGAUAACUUUGGGGAAAUGGAAUCUGAGUAUCCUCUCUUCACAGCUCUUUCCCAUAUAACCUGCACGCAGACUUCAUUUAUUCAUUCCAGCCAUUAGGAAAAGAAACAAGAAAGGGGGGAAAAGGGGUGAAGACUUCUUUUUCCCGGGAUUUCUAGUGGUUACCAACUUCAUAAUCAUAGUUUUAUUAUGGGUAUCAAUGGAGGGAUUGUUAGGAGUGCCUUCUCCAGGACACGGUCUACAGCUUCCGCUGGAACUUGUCAUCAUGAUGGCAAUGGAAGACGCAGCAACGGUGGUGAGAAGAAGAGGUGGAGUGUGGUGAGAUCAUACCUUUGUGGGGAUGAGUUUAACUCGGUUCAGGGGGAGGAGGAUUCUGCUACAGUCUCACGAUGUCCUCAAGUAAAAGGUUCUGUGGAGACCCAAGAGACGAUGAUCAAGGAGCAGAGUUCUACGUCUAGCUUGUUCCUUCAGGAGGAUGCAGCGAUCAUCAUUCAGACCGCAUUCAGAAAGCUAAUGGCUAGACGUCAGGAUGAGGAACAUGCAAAAGUGAGUGAUGAUGACAAGCAGGAGCUGCACCCAGAAAUGGGAUGUGGAAGUCUUGGAAGGUACUCAGUGAGCACAUCCAUCGAGGUUCAGACUGGUAACUCGGUAGAUGCUCUCUCGAUAACAGAAGAAAACAAUGGUGACCAACGCAAAACAAAGAAAGCCAGCAGAUGCCAGGAUUUCAGGUCCAAGGUGAUCACCAGAACACACACCAAAAGCUGCGGAUAUGCUCGAGGGAAAAGCAAGCUAGGUCCGAAAGUACACAGCAGCAGCAGCCCAGCAUGAGUUGGCAUUGGCUGGAAAGGUGGAUGGCCACCAGAGCUCCUGAAUUCUCGUUGGAGAGCCAUUCAAACAAGCAAUCUGAACAGUCAGCAAACAACAACAGCCACAGACAAGGAAAAAGCAGAUGUUUCGAUUUAGCAGUAGCAGAGAGGGAGAGUUGUGGGUCAAAUGAGGUACCUGUCCCUGAUGAGAGCUCAAAAACCGAUGCAGGAUUAGAAAAUGGCUCAUUCAUCUCGACCGGAAAGAGAGCCAAGCCUGUAAGAAGUAUCUCCAGGAGGAAAACAGCGCCAUGCUAUCAAUGUCCUCCUAAAGAGCAAAAGUUCUCAAAUAGACUGUCAAGAACAGCUGUGCCAGUUUAGAGCACGAGAAGGAUCAGAAGCUGAAAAGAUCAAACAGCAACAGAGAAAACAAGUGUCAAGAUGCUUCAGCAUCUUACAACUAUGGCAACAUUCACUUCCUUGUGAACUGAGCUAAAAGCGAUAUUUCGAAUAAACUUAAAGAGUUCUUAGCCAUUGUUUCAGCAUUAAAACAUUGAAUACGCCGUAAUG
This is a messenger RNA of Linum tenue, 1398 nucleotides long. NCBI's taxonomy places the organism in Eukaryota, Viridiplantae, Streptophyta, Magnoliopsida, Malpighiales, Linaceae. The record is from the annotation of a GenBank genome assembly.